GUUACGCUACGUAGAGCUGCGGAGAUUGUUACAUACGUAAACAAAUAAAAUAAUCUCUGGCGUCAUCGCGUCAGUUUAAAUGAGGAAGUGAACAGUCUGUCAGUCGCUACAGACAAUGCUGGACUGGGAGUCACUCGGAAAUAAAGCCACUUCACAUGGGAUGCCUCCGUCUCUUCUUGCCUAUUUCUGAUCACAUCACUUCACACUUGGCCCUCCAGAUCAGAGAUGGCUCUUUUGAAUGUAAAUCUACAGUGGGCAUCCUGCCCAACAUCUCUAUGAGAUUCACUUGGCAGCUUUAUUAACGCACUGUGUUUCACGCACAUUUAUACCAAAAUGGCACCAGUCCCACCUGGCAUCCGCUUCUUGACAUCCUUUAAUAAAGACCAGUGGUACAGGGCCUUCACAUUUGCUCUCACCUUCCUGCUCUACACUAGCUUCCAUCUAUCCAGGAAGCCCAUCAGCAUUAUCAAGAGUGAACUGCAUAAGAAUUGCUCUCAUGUCACGGAGCUGUCGACAGAUAGCAGUCAGCAGCCUGGACUUCACCCAGAUCUAGACUGCAGCUGGAAACCUUUCGAUGGAAGUAACUAUAAGCAGUUACUUGGGGCAAUGGAUUACUCUUUCCUGUUUGCUUAUGCUAUAGGCAUGUAUCUCAGUGGAAUAAUUGGAGAGCGUUUGCCCAUUCGUCUGUACCUGACUGUGGGCAUGUUGACCAGUGGAUUUUUCACCUGUUUGUUUGGACUGGGAUAUGUCUAUGACAUCCAUAACCUUGGAUUCUAUAUAUUUGUUCAGGUGGCCAAUGGUUUAGUUCAGACCACUGGUUGGCCUAGCGUCGUGACUUGCAUCGGUAAUUGGUUUGGCAAGGGAAGGAGAGGCCUCAUUAUGGGUCUGUGGAACUCUCACACAUCAGUGGGCAACAUUCUGGGCUCUUUGAUCGCUGGAUAUUAUGUCUCAUCUAACUGGGGUCUGUCUUUCAUCGUCCCUGGCAUUAUCAUCGCUGCCAUGGGGGUCAUCUGCUUCUUCUUUCUAAUAGAGCACCCUAAUGAUCUGAAGACUGCCAGUUCCCAGAGCUCAGCUCCAAGUAAUCAGAAAGUAAAUAAAAGCUGGAGUGGUUUCAAUGGACAUAAAGACCAUAUGUACUUGCAGUACAAGCAAGGAAAUAAAACGCAGAGCUGGGAUACUGAGCUUCUCCUGGGGCAGGAGAGCAUUGGGGUGUGUGUCCCUGUGCAGCAGGUGGUGGUGGUGAAGAGUGAGGCAGAACCAUCAGCAAUCAGCUUCAUGGGAGCUUUACGCAUUCCUGGAGUGGUGGAGUUCUCUCUUUGUCUGCUCUUUGCCAAGUUGGUCAGUUAUACCUUCCUUUUCUGGCUCCCGCUGUACAUCACUAAAGCAGCUCACCUAGAUGCCAAGAAAGCUGGAGAACUUUCAACUCUGUUUGAUGUGGGAGGCAUUGUUGGAGGUGUCCUGGCUGGAGUGAUCUCUGAUAAGAUGGGAAAGAGGGCAACCACUUGUGCUGUGAUGCUUCUACUGGCUGCACCCACGCUCUAUGGUUUCUCGAUGAUGAGGCAUUUUGGCAUGGGGCCCACUGUCGGCAUGCUGCUGGUAUGUGGUGGUUUAGUCAAUGGACCAUAUGCUCUUAUUACAACAGCUGUGUCUGCUGAUCUGGGCACACACAAGAGUCUGAAGGGCAAUGCCAGGGCUCUCUCUACAGUAACUGCUAUUAUAGAUGGCACUGGAUCAGUUGGUGCUGCUGUGGGACCUUUGCUGGCAGGGCUGUUGUCAUCACGAGGAUGGAAUCAAGUCUUUUACAUGCUCAUGACCGCAGACUUUUUUGCACUGCUGCUUUUGCUGAGACUUGUGAUGAAGGAGCUUUGCUCUCAUAAGAACCGGCCAGGAGUUGCUGUGGAGCUGAAGGAACAUUGAGUACUUUGCAUGAACUGAGAGAGAGAAACCGUUAGGGGCAGCAUUCAAGAUCACUGAAGUUCUUCUCUCACUAGUUCAAUUACCUGACCACUUCCUACCCUGGACCACAACUUGAGUUUGGACCAAAACUUGACUAAAACCUGUGUUUAGUACACAAACUUCUGUUCUAGAAUCGACAAUACAAAGACACUUUAUUUAUUUAUUCAGAUGAGUAAAUAUAUAUAUAUAUAUAUAUAUAUGCUGACCGCACAACAGCUUUGAAGAAAUGUUAUUUUCUAAUCCUAUUAUGUUUUUCUCAUGAGUCCUGUGGUUGUUGUCUGAACCUGCAAGCUCUACUUGCUUGUGUCCUUUUGAAGGUUGUACUCAAACAACUGAAAAUGACUUUGAGAUCAAGCUUAAAAAUGUCUCCAGUUGAGGAAUGCUCACUUGCACAACCAAAAGUAGCCUCCCUUUGCUUUUAACAAGGGGAAUCUUAAAUGAAGUGUAAAUUCUACUCCUAGACAUAGAACCACUGCCAGGCUUAUAGUGCCUUAUUUAUGAAGCACAAGGAACAAAAUUCUUUGUAAAUCAUUCAUCAAUCCAUUCUUGCAUAAACUGUUGAAUGCAACAUUUGCGCAAGGAUGGUUUUCUAAACAGUUAGCAUGCAAACUCGCUCUGCUGGCAUUUCAUGAAUAAGGCCCAUUGAACAUGUAUAGUCUGUUUAUUUGUUUUGUAUAUAUGCUGAAUUUGAAAUGGUAAUAUAUUUUCAUCUGCCUUUCUAUGAACCAAAGCCAAUCCCAUUUGUUGUUUAAGAGUUAAAUUUGUCUUCUGUUUGGACCAGUUCCUGUGUCUUAAAGUGUGGUGAUAUGAAAUGUUUUAUCCUGUGUUUGAGGAUCCAUAUGGGGUGUCCAACAUGUAAUUGUUCACUUUAUUUUCUUUUAUUUAAUUCUAUAUUUAUUUAUUUUUGUUAUCAGAGUUUUUCUCUGUUGGCCUGUGACUUGAAUAAUGUGAAAUCGUUUUGAUUGUUCAUGAAGGAAAUUUAGUAAUACAUUUUAUCUUAAUUUCAGCACUCUGCUAAUGCACGUUAUAUAUUCACAUUCAGAAUUCAGACCGUUCAAUAUUAAUAAUGGAGGACAAAUAAACUAUUUUUGUCUGUUACCCAAUUAUUUCUUGAUUUGUUGUUGCUGUAGGGUACAGUAUUAGGAGACUUUUAAAAGCUUUUAGUCUUUCUCAGCUUGGUUGUUAGCCUCAAAUCUGGUUAACCUCAAACUCUAUUUUUAACGAUAGAAAUCUGUGUGAGUAAACCAAAAAAGCCUCUUGACCGUAAUUUUAGGAUCCACACCUGUAUUUUUGAAUGCUCAGAUCAUGGACCAUGUUGCUCUUAUUAAGCUAGACUUCUUACAUAAUCAUAGGUUUAGCACAGAUGCAUUUGUCCUUAUAGGAUACUGCACUCUAGAUAAUAAAAUGUAUCUAUAAUUUAUGGCUAAUGAGAUAAAAAAAAAAAAAAUACUUUGUGCCUUUUUUCUAUUUGCUUUCUUGUUUAGGGAUAUGCCAUUGGAGUGUUCAUUCUUAAAUUAUCAUCAGCUGCUUUACAGAAUUUUGGGAAUUCUGUAUUGUGUGUGUAUAAAGAGGACCUUUUUAAUAAAGCAAACACAAA
Molecule: messenger RNA, 3553 nt
Organism: Xyrauchen texanus (razorback sucker)
Lineage: Eukaryota; Metazoa; Chordata; Actinopteri; Cypriniformes; Catostomidae
Product: glucose-6-phosphate exchanger SLC37A1-like
Exons: 20
Coding region: 334-1917 (527 amino acids)
Biological process (GO): glucose-6-phosphate transport; phosphate ion transmembrane transport
Cellular component (GO): endoplasmic reticulum membrane
Molecular function (GO): glucose 6-phosphate:phosphate antiporter activity
Source: RefSeq, a predicted model, not a curated record